AUGUCAUACUGGAUGAGACGGAUAGCUAAUCCGUGGGAACAAUACGCCCUCUUGGUAGACUCGACCAAUCAAAAAGACACUGAUUUCAUAUGGACCAAUCGCUAUCGGUUCAACUGGCUCAACGUGACAGCUGUCAGUCAAUAUAUGGGAGAAGAUCCCCCGCCUAAACCCGACUGGAUAAAAGAAGUCGCGUUUGGCAUAACAGAAGCAGACGUCAAUAUUUUACUGAUCAAACAGUCCUUUCAAGACCCUAACAAGACAUUUGUCAGCAAAAAUGAAACCUUCAAGUGUAAUCGGACCUUUACAUCUUUGAAUUUUGGUCCGAGAUCACCUGCCCCGGAUGUCGUAAACUGCAGUAUCAGUCUUCCAAACUUUGACAGGCAGCUGGAAAACGGCGACAGACUGACCAUGACCUUCAUGACAAAGAGUGGUGGCUAUCGUGAGGUGGUGGAUGUAGAACGUCCCGAUGUUCCGUACCAGACACACGAUUUUCGGGGACAAACGACGACUAAGGCUGUCGAGUUCCGGUUUGAUACGGCUAAACCGAAUCAUUGCAAACUCAAAAACCCGUCCUGUGCAGACAACAUAUUUAGCGUUGAUAAUGACAUCCAUGUAACACAGACUCCAAUUGUCUUGAACUGGAAUGGCUGGACUGACUCUCUGUCUGGUAUGUUCCGCUACGCAUGGGAAGUUUUCAAAUUGGUGCCAGACAUUAGCGGUAGACUGCACGAGCAAUAUCCACUAAAACCCUUGAAGAUUGAGGAAGUGAUGCACGCAAAUCUUAGUAGCGUGACGCCGUCUUACCAACCGACAGAAGUUGGGAUGUAUUCUUUUAUUCUGGAAACUUCAGAUUUGGCAAACAACUCUCGCUUUAUAAGACGCUUAUGUCUGUAUGACCCAUCGUCAGAAAUCAUACUUAAUUCUGAGGCGCUGGAAGUAUCUUCAGCUAGAGGAUUCGGCAACGAUGUCUGGACAUCUAACAUAUCCAAUCCUCUGAUCGUUAGCUGGAAGGAUCAUUUCAUUAACAGGAUUCAUGAAGACAACAAGCUUCUUAACCUCGUGAAAGUCUACCCACAGCAAUUGGAAGAUGGCUUGAAGAGAAUUGAAGACGACGACAAUUACGGUACACGGAAAGUGACAGCCAUCGACAACAGCCGAGGCAUCGUUAAGUUCGAGGUUGUCCAUGCGAAGGACAGCAAUGGAGGAAGAGGACAACUAGAGCCGACGACUGGAUGGAGAAAUUUAUCUUAUUCAACUCUGAGUACAUCUGUAACUCCCAAUAAUCCAAGCAAAGGAGACACUGUCACUAUCUGGGUUCGAGCUAUGGACAUCACAGGUCGAAGGAAGACUGAUAAGAUCAAAGUUCAUUUUGAUGAUACAGUACCAAGUGCAUUGGAACAGGUUAACUUUAAAAGAAAUAUUCUCGGAAAUUACUCAUUUGGAUCUCGAGCUUUACUGACUGUAUUUGACAUGGAAAGCGGUAUUUAUCGAAUGAACAUGACGGUUGUACGAUUGAAAUCAGCUUCUGAUAUGAUGGCUUAUUCAUACAGUAUUCCGACUAUACCUAAAUCAGAAUGCAAGGAUGUGUUACAAGACAACUGUUUUUGCACAAAUAACCAACCUGACUUGUGUCAGAAGAAAACCCAAGUUCUGGAUAUCAAUAACUGCUGGCUGAUGGUUCCAAGAGAUGGACUCGAAUCCGAGACAGUUGAAUUGAGAUUUGAGAUUUUUAAUUAUGCCUUACUGUCUAUCGUUCGAACUGUCAGAGUUUCUGAUUUGUUGACACUGAAUGGUACAGACGCCUUCCUGGGUCCCAUGAAUGUUCGUAACGAGCGAGUCACCCAGACUGGAGCUAGGAUCACGUGGGACCACUCCCCCGCAUGUUACGAACGGACAGAAAUGUGGAUCAACUACAAGAACAAAGAUAGCAAGUUGAUCAAGAAGAAGUUACACAAAGACGCUGUGUAUGAAGAUAUGACUGGACUCGAACCUGGUACCAACUACACCAUGCAACUGAUAUCUCAAUAUGGUGAUAUCAUGAGUGAACCAGUUAACUUUAUCCUCGUAACUCAGCCUGGCCCACCAGAAUCUAGCGGACUAAGUGGCGGAUCAGUUGCUGGUAUCACUAUUGGAAUGCUACUCCUAAUAGCACUUGUAAUCGUGUUGGUUGGCUUUGUUCUGUGGCGCACUGGACGGCUUCCGUGGUUUACUAGGAAGCUGCCAUGGCGACUACAUGAGGAAUAUGGCGGGGCAGACCACGUAACCAUCAGCAACCCUGUAGUGGACACAAAGGUGAAGAACGCCGGACCAUCUCCAGCUUCUGUUGCUGUGUUUAAUAACGCCUAUUCAGCGGAUGAUGAAAUCUACCUGUAUGGAAGCAUGAACUUUGAAGCGCGACAACCUUGGUAUAUCCACCAGGACCACCUGACGCUGGUGAAACUCAUCCACACAGGACGUUUUGCUCACGUCUACACAGCCACGUGGAAGGGCGCUCCUGCAGACAAAGAUGAAGUCAUUGCUAAGAUGGCCAAAGAUGAUCACACAGAAGAUGAUGUUCUAACCAUUAUGGCAAAGAUCAACUUUCAAGCCACCCAAGUUGGGGAGCAUCCAAACAUCUUACGAUUCUUCGGAGCUGUUGUGGACAAUGAUGAGUUGGGUCCUAUAAUGGUUUUGGAAUAUUGCGAGAUGGGUCAGCUUGACCAAUGGUUGUCCAAACAGCAAGGAAAGACAACAGAUGACACCAUCGAGAAGAUGCAGAGGAUUUCCAUGGAGAUCGCUCAGGCCAUGGCAUAUCUGACGUCACGAGGGAUUGUCCACAAGAAGCUUGCAGCAAGAAAUGUUCUUCUGACUUUCGUUCUUCAAGCGAAGGUCACAGGGUUUGGACCUCAACGUGGAGAGAACAAGGAAGAGGACGAGAACUCCAAAGGGGAUCGUAUUCCUAUCAAAUGGACUGCCCCGGAAUGUCUCAAGACUUUGAAAGACGCCGAUGAAAAGAGUGAUGUGUGGUCUUAUGGCGUCGUUCUGUGGGAAAUAUUCACUUUGGGACAAACUCCCUACCCGAGCAUUCGAAGUCGUGACAUCGCCGGCAAACUGAAGGGUGGCUACAGACUUGGACAGCCCGAGUUCUGUGAAGAUAUCCACUACAAAAUGAUGCAGGACUGCUGGGCAGACAAAGCGAGAAACAGACCAACCUUCAAGAAACUGGUUGACCAGCAAGAGUCCUUAUUCGGCAUGCAGCCCUCAUCAAACGACUUCUACUACUACGAGAAACGAUAAUUAACCUGGUCACUGAAUGAAACUUUUGAAAAUUUAUAAAAAGUAUAUUUAAGAAGAAACAUUUCGGAUUUGUUAUUUACAUACGCGCAGCGUGCAUUAUGACAAGGAAUUUGAUUUGUAUACUACUAGAUACUAAACUGAUUUCAGAUUCAAAUCUAGAAAUAGAUGUUUAUUGCACCAAGCAGUUUCAAAUACUGAACAAUAAUUCACUAAUAAUGUGCAUGGAGAUCAUGUUAAACGUACCAACAUAAUGCUUUUUAGUGAGAAUAAGGCAAUAGUCAUUUUAUAAUAUGUUUCAAGAUUUCAUUAUAGAUAUGGAGGUAAUAUAAUUAUUCAGUAUCUAUAAACUAACUAUUGAGAAAUAGUUUUACAUAAACAAUUUUUGAAUGCUAUAUAUCGCGUUUCAGUAUAUUAAUCAGUACGUAAUAGUAAAUAAAGAGUAUGCUACUGAGAAUAUUUAGUUUUAGUGGUAGUUUUUCACAUUUUGUUCAAAGAUGAUUAAAUUUAUAUGCGAUUUAUUGAGGUGGAAGAACUGAAAAAGCACAAAGUAAAAUUAUAUAUAAAUUUCUAAUUUAAGAGUAAUAGUUUUCCUGAAAUUACCAGUCCAUGACCUGAUUAACAUGUUACUAUUCAAAUACAUUAUAAAUAGGUGUUCAAAUGUUGUUGUUCUUUUAUAUACAAAUCGAUACAUUAUUAAGGUGUGUCAUUACUUUUUGUAAACUUGAAAGUCAGUUGGUAUUUCCUGUAAUGUACAAGUUGUUAUAAAUGUGCCGUCCGAUUUUUAAAAAUAAAAUGAAUAUAGAAGGCCUAUUUCGCAACAUGUAUUACACUAUUUCUG
Gigantopelta aegis is the source of this 4114-nucleotide messenger RNA. RefSeq lists its product as uncharacterized. Gene Ontology annotation, molecular function: transmembrane receptor protein tyrosine kinase activity; protein binding; ATP binding. NCBI's taxonomy places the organism in Eukaryota, Metazoa, Mollusca, Gastropoda, Neomphalida, Peltospiridae. The record is from RefSeq and is a predicted model, not a curated record. Bases 1 to 3276 code for a protein of 1091 amino acids. Gene Ontology annotation, biological process: cell surface receptor protein tyrosine kinase signaling pathway; positive regulation of kinase activity; protein phosphorylation. The transcript is spliced from 17 exons. Gene Ontology annotation, cellular component: signaling receptor complex.